This is a messenger RNA of Diaporthe batatas, 1614 nucleotides long. RefSeq lists its product as uncharacterized. Bases 1 to 1614 code for a protein of 537 amino acids. The record is from RefSeq and is a predicted model, not a curated record. Gene Ontology annotation, biological process: transmembrane transport. NCBI's taxonomy places the organism in Eukaryota, Fungi, Ascomycota, Sordariomycetes, Diaporthales, Diaporthaceae. The transcript is spliced from 6 exons. Gene Ontology annotation, molecular function: transmembrane transporter activity.
AUGCCGUUUGGCAUCCUCGAAGACCGCAAACUCGAGCAUGUCCCCGGUACGGCACCACUCAGCGAGGUCGGCCGUACAGAUCUCGCAAUUGAAAAUGACGGCCUCGAUCGCGCGCUCCUAAAGCACGAUCCGACAGGGCAGAUCGUGCUUGUACCACAGCCGUCCGAUUCCCCAAAUGAUCCGUAUAAUUGGCCGCGGUGGAAGAAGGAAUUGUUCACUCUCAACAUCAUAUUUGGCUGCGGAUGCGUUGGAGCCGUGGGACCUUUACUCACACCAGCAUUUGUGCCACUAUCGGAGCAGUUUAACGUUUCUCUCACGCGGUUCACUUACGGCACGAACGGGUCCUGUUUAGCAGCCAUCGCCUUUGGAAGUCUGCUAUUCAAUACGCUCGCUGUCAAGAUUGGAAAACGACCGAUCUACCUUACGACCACGUUGGGCUUGGCUGUCUGUUGUUUCUGGGCGGCAGAGGUUCGGAGCUUUGGUUCCCUGAUUGGCGCCCGUACGGUCCUGGGAUUUUGUAUUGCACCCUUCGAAGCAUUAAUCCCUGCAUCUGUCGCGGAUAUAUGGCAUGUGCACGAACGCGGCUUUCGGAUGGCAAUCUUCAAUCUUGGCGUUCUAGGGGGUAUUGUAAGCGGAGUCGUAAUCGACAAGGGCAGUUACCGCAUUGCCAUGCACGCCAUGGGCGGUGCAUUUGUGCUGAUGCUAUUCAUGAAUAUCUUCUUUAUGCCGGAGUCUGCUUUCCACCGCACCAAUGUGCUUAAUAUCGAUACCGGCGGCAAGACUAUGGAGGUCGGAGAGAAGGGCGUGGACCAAGUCGAAGAGAACCAAGAUGUUCGGGCGGCAUCGGAUCCACGCAUUUCAUACACCAGAGAACUCCUUCCAUGGUCCGGGUUCUGGGAUCGGGUAUCCUUCUGGAGGACCUUCAUCCGGCCGUUCUUUAUGCUUGCGAGUCCAGUCGUGCAGUGGGCGACUUUGAUGCUGACCAUCUGCAUCUCGUGGCUCGUGUUGAUCUCCAUCACGCUGUCCCAAAUUUUCUCGGCACCACCAUACAACUUCUCGAUUAGUUCCGUGGGUGCAACAAAUGUCUCGGCCUUCGUCGCAUCACUACUUGCUACGUUUGUAGCCGGUUAUGUCAUCGAUGGCAUCGCCAAGUUGAUGUCAAUGAGAAACAAGGGCAUUUUUGAGCCAGAAUUCCGCCUGGUCGUUAUGGUCACGUUUAUAGCAUUUGCAUCUACAGGCUUCUUCGCGUGGGGCGAGUCUCUUUACAAGCAAUACCCCUGGCCCGUCCCCGUCAUCGUGUGCCUGGGCCUCAUCAAUCUGGGUGUGCAAUUCGGCAUAACCGUCCUCGCCACGUACGUGACAGAUUGUCACCGGGAGCAAUCCGCCGAAGCGUUUGCGAUCAUGAACUUCGUCAAGAACAUGUUCGCAUUUGGACUCACAUUCUAUGCAAACGACUGGGUGGCCGAGCAGGGGGUGCGGAAGGUGUUCUUUGUGAUCGGCGGCCUGACGGUGGGGGCGACGAUGCCGACGACGAUUCCGAUGUAUGUGUUCGGAAAGAGGGCGAGGAGUUGGGUGUACAGGUCUCGCGCGAUUGACCGGGUGCUGAAGGAUUAA